Fusarium mangiferae is the source of this 1005-nucleotide messenger RNA. RefSeq lists its product as uncharacterized. Bases 1 to 1005 code for a protein of 334 amino acids. The transcript has a single exon. The record is from RefSeq and is a predicted model, not a curated record. NCBI's taxonomy places the organism in Eukaryota, Fungi, Ascomycota, Sordariomycetes, Hypocreales, Nectriaceae.
AUGGUUAUUCACGAAAAGACACUUAAAAGUGUUGCCAAAUCUCAAAAGCUCAAGGGAAAACAGAGUUCCCAGAGCUUGUCGCGUUUGUUGGCCCAUGGCGCCCUGGACACAAGACUACAGAUCUACAUUCGACAAGUCCUCUCAAAUGAUUACUAUGAUGGUUCUCGACCUCCUCUGGCGGAAUCAGACCUGGCAAGGUUACAUGGUCUUGGAGUCAUGAGCAAGCCAAUGCAUAAUGGUAUCCAAAUCUUUAAUCCAUUGCAUCUCGAGAUUGUGCGGGUGUUUGAUCAGGAGACGCUUCACCACUUGUCGGACAUUCUUCGAACCUUUCCAGGCCAGUUUGCGGAGCAUGGCAAGACCUCCUUCAUCCACUCUGCACUAUAUGAUCCCUCACUACCACUUCCACUCAAACAAGUUCGCGAUGUCUGCUACAGUUAUCACAUAGCGGGCGGUUAUCUCGCUGACAGUCGCCUCAAUGCCCUCCGCCUUACAAUCAGACGCCUCCUUCGCUUAUCAAAACGCACCAGCACAUUCGCAGACACGCUUGCAUACGCACAAGCAAUAAGCCUCGCGCAAAUAAUUCGUCUUCUGGAGUGCCACGACACAAACGAAGAUGAAAUAGAACGCGACAAUGAAGAGAUGUGGGCGCUUACCCACCAAUUAUGGCAGCGUGCUCCAACUCAACUACCCAGCUCACUAAGUCCCUGGAAAGCGUGGCUAUUCUCCGAGAAUGUCAGACGGACUAUUAUGGUUUGCAACAUCCUUUUGGCAGUGUAUAGUUCGCUGAGAAGGGGAUAUACGAUGCAUUCACUUUGUGUUGAGGCUCUACCGUUUGAUGUGCGGACAAAGCUUUGGGAUGCAGACAGUGAGAGUGCUUGGGAGGCUGCCGCUUGGAAAGUUCCGGGGCCUUAUUUGGUCACGUUGAGUCAAUUCACAGACCUUCAGCAGCCGAGAGUUGGUGGCUCACGGUUUGAAGAUCUUCUUCUGCUCUCAUUCAGGACAUGA